Heterocephalus glaber (naked mole-rat) is the source of this 463-nucleotide messenger RNA. NCBI's taxonomy places the organism in Eukaryota, Metazoa, Chordata, Mammalia, Rodentia, Bathyergidae. The record is from RefSeq and is a predicted model, not a curated record.
CUUCUGCGAGCUGGCCAAGGAGAAACGUGAGGGUGCUGAGCAUCUCCUGAAAAUGCAAAGCCAGCGCGGAGGCCGAGUGCUCUUCCAAGACGUGCAGAAACCUUCUGAAGAUGAGUGGGGUAAAACCCUGGACGCCAUGGAAGCUGCCCUGGCCCUGGAGAAGAACCUGAACAAAGCUCUUUUGGAUCUUCAUGCCUUGGGCUCUGCCAAGACAGACCCCCAUCUCUGUGAUUUCCUGGAGAACCACUUCCUGGAUGAGGAGGUGAAGCUCAUCAAGAAGAUAGGCAACCACCUCACUAAUGUCCACAGGCUGGCUGGCCCCCAGGCUGGGCUGGGCAGGUACCUCUUCGAAAGGCUCACCCUCAAACAUGACCAGGAGGCCCCGGAGCCCGGUGUCCUUUGAGGGGCUCCUGCUCACUUGGCAUCAGGGCUUUGGCCUAACCCUCUCCCUCCAGCCACUAGG